This is a messenger RNA of Alternaria burnsii, 219 nucleotides long. RefSeq lists its product as uncharacterized. Lineage: Eukaryota; Fungi; Ascomycota; Dothideomycetes; Pleosporales; Pleosporaceae. Bases 1 to 219 code for a protein of 72 amino acids. The record is from RefSeq and is a predicted model, not a curated record. The transcript has a single exon.
AUGACUGAGAAUGUUGUUACGCGUGUUCAAUUGGAUGGUAGUCAGGCAGUUUUUGCCGGCAACCUCAAUUCUACACAUGUAGCGGGCGCGAAAUCAGCUGCAUUUGGGAGAACAGAGAGCGCUCGCAGUGUCCUUUACGUUACUACCAAUGGAGAAAUCUCUGCGCCGGUGAAUGGGUCGAUCGUUGAGGGAGGGAAGGUCGUUGCAAUUGAGCUGUGA